This is a messenger RNA of Pochonia chlamydosporia 170, 453 nucleotides long. Its product is annotated as snoaL-like domain-containing protein. The transcript has a single exon. The record is from RefSeq and is a predicted model, not a curated record. The coding region runs from base 1 to 453 and encodes 150 amino acids. Lineage: Eukaryota; Fungi; Ascomycota; Sordariomycetes; Hypocreales; Clavicipitaceae.
AUGUAUCAUUAUUUCCUAAAGCGACGGCUUCGUUUCGUGUUGAGAAAGUUGAACGCCCACGACUACGAAUUCAUCGCUAGCGAAUUUCAUCUCAAUGCCGAGCAUUGGUUUGCUGGUUCGCACGCAAUGUCUGGCAAGCGUGUUACCCAUGCUCGAAUCGUCGAUUGGUACAGGCGUCUCCGCGUCGUCUUCCCGGGCAUCAAGUUUCGCCUGCACAAGGUUUUUGUAAGCGGAUCGCCUUGGAAUAGCAAGGCAUGCAUUGAGUGGACAGACGAAGUCUACGACAAUACAGGUCGUCCCCUUCCAAAUGAAGGGGUGUUCGUCAUUUCCAUCAAAUGGGGACGAGUAACGGAAUUCCACGUUUACUGUGACACAGCAAAGAUAGAGGAUAACCUCGGCAUCCUGGCGGCGCAAGGAGUGAGUGAGGCCUCUGCCGCACCCAUUGUGGGCUGA